Molecule: messenger RNA, 875 nt
Organism: Spizellomyces punctatus DAOM BR117
Lineage: Eukaryota; Fungi; Chytridiomycota; Chytridiomycetes; Spizellomycetales; Spizellomycetaceae
Exons: 1
Coding region: 177-776 (199 amino acids)
Biological process (GO): phospholipid transport
Cellular component (GO): mitochondrial intermembrane space
Molecular function (GO): phosphatidic acid transfer activity
Source: RefSeq, a predicted model, not a curated record
CGAUCGUGGCCGUGCUAUUCUGACAGAUGGCUGCCCUUUUUCGAUGGGUUUCCGUUCACUUUUUGGUUGCAUUUAAAAACCUCAUCGUCAUCUCUGUACCCCAAACGUAUAUAUAAAGCAUUAGGUACACGCAGACGCGCGCAACAAACAGCUGCAAUUCUUUAUACCAAUUCACAAUGACAUUUAUGGAAAGCCAAUACCUUUUUGCACAUCCUUUUGGUACUUUAACGUCGGCAAACUGGCGAAAGUAUCCCAAUGAAUACUCUUCACAUGUUCUCUCCGUGGACAUCCUUUCACGAUGCAUCGACCCACAAACGGGCGUCCUACGAACAGAGCGUUUAUUGUCCAUCAAACAAUCCGCACCCGCAAUAGUAAGAAAAUUGUUGCCGAUACCAGAAGUGUCGUACUUUCGGGAAGUCUCGUUUCUGGAUCCCAAGGAGCGAACUUACAAGGCGGUUUCGAACAAUCUGAGUAUGCGAUCCAUUGUGGAUGUGGAAGAGACGUGCGAGUUUAAGGCUGAUCCACAAAAACCUGACGGUGGGACGGUUUUUAACCAGAGAGCGGAGGUCAAGGUUUUUGGAGCUUUGAAUUACGUAGCUCGAAUGCUUGAAGAGGCCGCCGUAAACUCGUUCAAGGCCAAUGCUGCAAAGGGAAGGCAAGGAUUGGAGACAGUCGUAGACAUGGUUUUGAAUGAAGCAAAGACGGUAGAGGCGGGAUUAAAAGAGGGGUAUGAGGCUGGCAUCGAGGGACUGAGAAAAGGCACUGUUGGGGUAUGAGCGCAAAGGCUUAGGAACUGUAUAUUAUUCUCUCUCUUCAUUUUUCCUGAAUAUAUUCACCAAUACGACCAGUACUACAUGGUACUAUCCAUCACUCGA